This is a messenger RNA of Saccostrea cuccullata (small rock oyster), 683 nucleotides long. RefSeq lists its product as uncharacterized. Gene Ontology annotation, molecular function: calcium ion binding. Gene Ontology annotation, cellular component: extracellular region; lysosome. The record is from RefSeq and is a predicted model, not a curated record. Lineage: Eukaryota; Metazoa; Mollusca; Bivalvia; Ostreida; Ostreidae. Bases 117 to 683 code for a protein of 188 amino acids. The transcript is spliced from 6 exons. Gene Ontology annotation, biological process: cell-matrix adhesion.
ACACUGAUAUUUGAACUGAACAACAUAGGGUACUGGUAGUAUAAUGUCUAUUUAAAGAACAUUCUGUGAUUUACAUAUAUUCCAUGAACAAAUAAAAAGAACAAAAGAUAUCAAAGAUGUUUGUCUUUCUACUGUCACUGACGGUAUCGAUGAUAACCGGAGAAGCGUCACAGUGUUGUGUCCCUCCACAGUUUCAGACCAAUAUCGACACAAUGACAUCUCUUUCAAGUACAAUGGAUAAACGAUUUCAAACAGCGAGAUUUUCCUAUGAUGCCAUGUCAAAAAAACUAAGGACACAUGUUGUGGCUCAAACUAAGGAAGAUGAAUUCGAUAGAAUAGAAGAUUUCUCUGCUGGUAAAUCCUUCACCUGGGCGAGAGGAAUUUGUAAAGUGUCAUCUACGGGUCCUUUCAACCAAAUCUGCAUCCCAGAUGAAGCUAAAUUAGUUCGCGAAUCCUUCAUGGGCGUGUCUCCUAAUAUCAUAAAGCUGAAGACCUACAUGGUAACUCUGGAAAACAACAUGACGGAAUUAACUACUGUCGGAGAUAAUUGUACCCCCAUAGAAAUGGUUUCCUUUUCUUCUAAGUCCCCUCAACCAGAUGGUCAGUUUAUGAGGAUUUUUUAUAACAUGUCUAUGGGUAUAAAGGACUCUUCUAUCUUUACACCACCAAAAAUAUGUUCUUAA